Molecule: messenger RNA, 1140 nt
Organism: Callorhinus ursinus (northern fur seal)
Lineage: Eukaryota; Metazoa; Chordata; Mammalia; Carnivora; Otariidae
Source: the annotation of a RefSeq genome assembly
AUGACCAACAUUCGAAAAGUUCAUCCACUGGCCAAGAUCAUUAACAGCUCGCUCAUUGACCUACCCGCACCAUCCAAUAUCUCAGCAUGAUGAAACUUUGGAUCCCUACUCGCAACAUGCUUAGUCUUACAAAUCCUAACAGGACUAUUCCUAGCCAUGCACUAUACCUCAGACACCACCACAGCCUUCUCAUCAGUCGCCCAUAUUUGCCGAGACGUGAACUACGGCUGAAUCAUCCGAUAUAUACACGCCAAUGGAGCUUCCAUAUUCUUUAUCUGCCUUUACAUACACGUAGGACGAGGACUGUACUAUGGAUCCUACACACUCACAGAGACAUGAAAUAUUGGCAUCAUCCUCUUACUUACAAUUAUAGCCACGGCAUUCAUGGGCUACGUACUUCCAUGAGGACAAAUAUCAUUCUGAGGGGCAACCGUCAUCACUAACCUCCUAUCAGCAAUCCCUUAUAUCGGAGCCAACCUAGUAGAAUGAAUUUGAGGAGGAUUCUCAGUUGAUAAAGCAACCCUGACACGAUUCUUCGCCUUCCACUUUAUCCUCCCCUUCAUAGUAUCAGCAUUAGUAAUAGUCCACCUACUAUUCCUACAUGAGACAGGAUCCAAUAACCCAUCGGGAGUCUCCUCUGACUCAGACAAAAUCCCAUUCCACCCAUAUUAUACAAUUAAAGAUAUCUUAGGAACCCUUCUGCUAAUCUUAAUCCUAAUACUACUAGUAAUAUUCUCACCAGAUCUACUAGGAGACCCAGACAACUACAUCCCAGCCAACCCCCUCAGCACUCCACCACACAUUAAACCUGAAUGAUAUUUCCUAUUCGCCUACGCUAUUUUACGAUCUAUCCCCAAUAAAUUAGGAGGAGUCGUAGCCCUACUCCUGUCAAUCUUAGUCCUUGCCAUUAUCCCACUACUCCAUACGUCAAAACAACGAGGGAUAAUAUUUCGACCCAUUAGCCAAUGCCUCUUCUGACUAUUAGUAGCUGACUUACUAACACUAACAUGAAUCGGAGGACAGCCAGUUGAAUACCCCUUUAUUGCCAUUGGCCAACUAGCCUCAAUCCUAUACUUCAUAAUCCUCCUAGUACUUAUACCCAUAGCCGGAAUUAUCGAGAACAAUAUCCUAAAAUGAAGA